AUGUCAAAAUUUAGUUUCUCUUCAGCUGUAGCUACUCUCCAGGAACUGAGAAAAACAGGGGAACGAAAAUCUGAUCUGGUAGUUUCACUUGGUGAAAUAAUUAUAGAAAGUGUCUGGUCUGUGUACGAACAGAUUUUUAUAGCGGCUCUCGAUCUUAAGAAUGAUAAAUUGGCAAAAAUAUGCCUCGAUAACCUAGAAAAACGGUUUGCAAAUUCACCACGCGUAAAAAUCUUGGAAGGGAUGAAAUUGGAAGCGGAGGGUAAAUUAGAUGACGCGUCGACAAUUUAUAAAAAUAUUCUGGAAGCGGAUGAAUCCAAUGUGGCACAGGGAUUUCUUGCAUUGGACCGGGCAGCUGGAAAACGAGUAAUUGCCACCUUUAAAGCAAAAGGACAAAUAUCAGAGGCAAUUGAAGCUUUAUCAAAAUACCUUGAUGUAUAUUGUAAUGAUACAGAAGCAUGGUUAGAAUUGUCCGCCUUAUAUUUAGAACAGCAUUUAUAUCAACAAGCGAGAUUUUGUCUCGAAGAAGUAAUUCUACUACAACCGCAAAAUCACCUUUCUCAUCUUAAAUACGCAGAGAUCUUGUACACGAGCGAUAAUAUCCCGCUAGCACUUCGUGAAUAUUGUCGUGUGGUGGAAUUAUGUGACGAUUAUUUGCGGGCAUUAUAUGGAAUAAAAUUGUGCACUGAACACCUUCUAAGUUUGGAAAAUACAUCCAGCUCCUCUUCUAAGUCGCAAGUGUCAACAAGUUUAUAUGACGCGAAAAUCCUUUCCGAAUUGAAGCUUUUGGCAACUGAACGAAUUCUAAAUACUUAUAGCAGAAAAUCUCGUGAUACUGCCACUGACAAAAGUAAUGAAUUUAAAAAAUAUAUAGUUGAAUGGUUACAAGCUGCAUAG
Molecule: messenger RNA, 894 nt
Organism: Ambispora gerdemannii
Lineage: Eukaryota; Fungi; Glomeromycota; Glomeromycetes; Archaeosporales; Ambisporaceae
Source: the annotation of a GenBank genome assembly